Dentiscutata heterogama is the source of this 341-nucleotide messenger RNA. The record is from the annotation of a GenBank genome assembly. Lineage: Eukaryota; Fungi; Glomeromycota; Glomeromycetes; Diversisporales; Gigasporaceae.
CUUUAUCAUUCGUUUAUUGUUUAUAUGUCAUUACAAUUAAUCAACAGCGUUAGUAAUGUUGGAGAUGAGAAAUCGAGCUUUAUUGACAUGGUCUACAACUACGACUGGUCAUCAACUCCAUUAGGUUCUAUGGAUUCAUGGGAACCCCAAUUUAUAUCCCUUUUGAAUUUAUGCCUUAAAUCCGAGUUUCCUACUACCAUCUGCCUCGGUCCAGAAUGGACUAUGAUAUACAAUGAAGCGUCGAUACCAAUAUUAAAAUCAAAGCAUCCUAGUGCAUUAGGAAAACCAACUCUUAAAGUUUGGUAUGAAACAUCUAAUGAUUUAAAAUCAAUAUUAGAAAG